This is a messenger RNA of Orycteropus afer afer, 2310 nucleotides long. It is a transcript of the gene GARRE1, whose product is annotated as granule associated Rac and RHOG effector 1. Lineage: Eukaryota; Metazoa; Chordata; Mammalia; Tubulidentata; Orycteropodidae. Gene Ontology annotation, biological process: Rac protein signal transduction. Gene Ontology annotation, molecular function: CCR4-NOT complex binding. The record is from RefSeq and is a predicted model, not a curated record.
AAUUCUUCCUCCCGCAUGUAUUGCUGCAGUGCCCAGGACAGUAAAAUGGACUAUAAGCGGCGCUUCCUGCUUGGCGGGUCCAAGCAGAAGGUGCAGCAGCACCAGCAGUACCCAAUGCCUGAGCUGGGCCGAGCACUGAGUGCUCCCCUGGCAUCUACAGCCACCACCCCCACCCUGGGCAGUCUGACUGCUGCAGGCAGCUGCCACCAUACCAUGCCCCACUCUACUCCCAUUGCUGACAUCCAGCAGGGCAUCUCCAAAUACCUGGAUGCCCUCAAUGUCUUCUGCCGUGCCAGUACUUUCCUCACGGACCUCUUCAGCACUGUGUUCAGGAACUCUCACUACUCCAAGGCAGCCACGCAGCUUAAAGAUGUACAGGAGCAUGUCAUGGAAGCAGCCAGUCGGCUGACCUCAGCCAUAAAGCCUGAGAUUGCCAAGAUGCUGAUGGAACUUAGUGCUGGGGCUGCAAACUUUACAGAUCAGAAGGAAUUCAGCGUCCAGGACAUUGAGGUGUUGGGACGGUGUUUCUUGACAGUGGUGCAAGUCCAUUUCCAGUUUUUGACCCAAGCAUUACAAAAGGUCCAGCCAGUGGCCCACUCUUGCUUUGCCGAAGUUGUUGUACCAGAAAAGAAAAAUAGCAGCAGUGGCAGUGGCUUACCUGGCAUGAGCCACACACCUGAACUGGAGGAAGCUGUGCGAUCCUGGAGGGGGGCUGCCGAGGCAACAUCUAGAUUAAGAGAAAGAGGGUGUGAUGGCUGCCUGGCAGGAAUUGAAGUUCAACAGCUCUUCUGUUCUCAAAGUGCAGCGAUUCCUGAUCACCAGCUAAAAGAACUGAACAUAAAAAUUGAUAGUGCUUUGCAAGCAUAUAAGAUAGCUCUGGAAAGCUUAGGUCACUGUGAAUAUGCAAUGAAAGCUGGUUUCCACCUGAAUCCAAAGGCAAUUGAAGCAAGUUUACAGGGCUGCUGCAGUGAAGUGGAAGCCCACCAGACAGGGCGGAGGCAGACUCCCCCACAGCCCAUGCAGUGUGAACUCCCUACCGUCCCUGUGCAGAUAGGAUCGCACUUCCUGAAAGGUGUCUCCUUUAAUGAGUCAGCCGCCAACAAUUUGAAACUUAAGACGCAUACGAUGUUACAGCUGAUCAAGGAAGCAGGCUGCUAUAAUGGAAUCACCCCAAGGGAUGAUUUUCCUGUGACUGAAGUACUGAACCAGGUUUGCCCAUCAACAUGGCGAGGUGCCUGCAAGACUGCUGUGCAGCUGCUCUUUGGCCAGGCUGGACUGGUAGUGGUUGACACAGCACAGAUUGAAAAUAAAGAAGCCUAUGCUCCCCAAAUCAGUUUAGAAGGCUCUAGAAUCGUGGUUCAAGUUCCAUCCACAUGGUGCCUGAAAGAAGAUCCUGCUACCAUGUCUCUACUGCAGAGAAGCCUUGAUCCUGAGAAGACCCUGGGUCUGGUAGAUGUGCUCUACACGGCUGUGCUGGACCUAAACCGCUGGAGGACAGGGAGGUUGGUGUCUACAUCAGUCACUUGGACGGGCUCUAGAAAUAAUACCUGGCCAAACCGUGACCAAAGUGAUGGAGUCUUUGGGAUGUUGGGAGAGAUUCUGCCUUUUGAUCCUGCAGUGGGCUCAGACCCAGAGUUUGCACGCUACGUGGCAGGAGUCAGCCAGGCAAUGCAGCAGAAGCGGCAAGCCCAGCAUGGUCGCCGCUCAGGCAACCCCCGGGGCAACUGGCCACCCAUGGAUGAUACCCACCAGACCUGGCCUUUACCAGAGUUCUUCACAGAAGGGGAUGGCCUACCCAGUGGCUGGUCGGGUGCUCAGGGAGACUCAGCCAGCUCAAGUGACGAGACAUCCUCCGCCAAUGGAGACAGUUUGUUCUCCAUGUUUUCAGGGCCUGACCUCGUUGCUGCUGUCAAGCAGAGAAGGAAACACAGCAGUGGAGAGCAGGAGACCAGCAUGCUGCCCUCACCACCUCUUCUUACUACCAUGGAGGACAUGAACCAGGAUAACAAAACCAAAACGUGGCCACCCAAAGCACCCUGGCAACACUCUUCCCCGCUGCCCAGCACACUGCCCAGUCCAAGCACACCUCUCUACGCAGUGGCCAACCCCAGCAGCCAAUGGAAUGACACGAUGCAGAUGCUGCAGUCUCCAGUGUGGGCUGCGACCAGUGACUGCAGCACCGCGUCCUUUCCCUACGUGCAGCCCCCACCGCAGCCCCCACCCUCACCAGCACACAAGGCAGCAUCCAAGGGCUCUGAGGCCUUCCCUGAGAAGGCUGAGCACAGGCCAGCCUACUUGCCCCAGUACUGA